Molecule: messenger RNA, 1227 nt
Organism: Punctularia strigosozonata HHB-11173 SS5
Lineage: Eukaryota; Fungi; Basidiomycota; Agaricomycetes; Corticiales; Punctulariaceae
Exons: 3
Coding region: 1-1029 (342 amino acids)
Source: RefSeq, a predicted model, not a curated record
AUGUCGGCCACCUCUCGCCCCUUCUCCUCUGCGUUCCCCAAUGAAAUCUACGCGCUCAUCGUCGCUGCUGCCAGCAGCAGCCAGGUGCAGGAUCUUACGUGGCUCUGGACCUCUUGUCGACGCGUCUCUCGCGAUUUCAAAGCGUUGACAGAGAGUUUUUGUCGAGAGAGGCAUCUCCCCAAGACGAGUCUUCACACCAGUGCCGGCAUGCGUUAUACCAAGACAACAGGAAAAGUACUCUUCAACGCAGAUUUUGUAUACAAGGAGCUUGAUCCUUCUGAUCCUAACGUUGCCAUAUUCACUACGGAGUGUGCCCCCGAGCACAAGGAGAUGAUGAAGAACGUGAUGCUGGAACAUCUCGCCAUGCGUACGCGAUGGGAGGGCAAGUGGGACAUCGUCAUCAGGCACCACGUCAACGAUGUCGAGGUGCCCGGGCUCAAAGUCGACUGGGACAACCUCGAGAUGAGGUUGGACUGGACAGUUCUCUUUUCCCAAUUUUGGUACGAAGAGCUGGAGAUCCAGAGAAGGCAGCAGCUCAAGGCGGAGGGCCGAAAGGCCCAAGUCUUGGAAUGGCGCAGACAAAUCGAAACCGGCGAAAUGUCCGAAAUGGAGGCGUUCGAGAUGCUGUUCACAACCUUCAACGGUAUCGCGCGGGGAACCGUAGACGACGUUCGGAAAGAUAGGCUGAUCAGGCGGUGGGUGCGACAGGGCAAGGUGGAGGGCGUAGCGCACCCAGAGCGCUUGAUCGAUCGCCAGGAUAGGGAAGAGAUGGCGAUGGGGGCGCGAAGGCUCCAGGAUCGGAGGGUGGUCAUAAGCAUGGACGCCUGCAACAGCGACGACGAGGCCGAGGAGGAACCUGAAGAGGAAUCAUACACUGAGGGUGACCAAGACGAGGACGACGAGGACGAGGAUGACUAUGAGUCUGACGAGGAUGAAUGUUCUUGCGGCUCUGGCGAAGACGAAAACGAAGCAGUGUCCGGUGCCAAGGAUGCCCAGCCCGCCCAGCCGGUCCUGCAGGCAGCGGCCUGAAGCCUCGAUACCGCUGUCCGAUCGGCCUUUACUUCCCCUCGUUUGGUCACGACCUAUGCCCUAGUGCGCUGGCGCAAUCUGUUCGAUGGUUCGCCUAGAACAACUAUUGCGGUUGUAAGGCUGCUCCCUUAUUUCUUCUCGAAUCCACUCGUUCUCUACUUUCACUCUCCUUAGCCCUCUGGAAAUGCCAACGAUGGU